AGCCAGCUAGUCGUAUCCACAACCGGUGUCACAAUAGGAAGGAAUGCGAAAACGAAAGUAAUAAGCUGCUAUCAUCCAAUUAAAGAACUGUUAUGAUCGUAAAAAAACAUCUUCAUAGCCAUAUGCUAGUUUGUCAGUGUUGCUUAAUGAAGCAAGCCAUGGCGUUUUCAUGAAGAUUUCUGUCUCAAUGGUUAGAUUCAUAACAAGGAACAUUAGAAAAAGUGUUGGACUGAAGAUGGUACCGUUACUGUUAUGCUCACUGCUCUUCUUAAAUGUGCUGUACGAGUCUAAAUCCCAGGCUGCACAACAUACCAACUUCGUGAUUGUGGGCGGUACAGGAGAUUUAGCACGGAAAUAUCUCUGGGGAAGUGCUCUUAGAUUGUUUGUCGAGAACUUCAGUGAGAACAAUACUUUUUCAUUCUAUGCUGGAGCCAGGGUUUCACAAACUGAUGGCGACAAAGCCCUGAAUGAUAUCUUAAACAGCAACAAAUGCGACUCAAAUGAUCCAAAGUGCGAAAAAUUGAGACCAAAAUUUCUUGAAAAUGCAAAAUAUGUAGUGCUUAAAUAUGAUGAAAAUUACACAAAUCUGUGUAACACCUUCAGGACAGAAAAGGGUCCAGAAAUAACCAUACACCAAAUAUUCUAUUUGUCUAUACCAUCUUCAGCAUAUCAGAGUGUUACUCAUAAUAUCCAUAGCAACUGUCGCCAUGAGAAGAUAUCGUCAACCAAAGUAGUUCUAGAGAAACCAUUCGGCCUUGACAAAGAGAGUGCUGCCAAGCAGGCUGAAGUUAUAAGUGAACAUUUCCAUGACGAUGAAGUCCAUAGAGUGGAUCAUUAUCUUGCUAAGUCAGUUUCCAAGCAGAUUUUGAAUUUUAGGGCUAAAAACAGAGAAAUACUUGACGAGUUACUGAAUGGACAGUUUGUGGACAGAAUUGAGAUUGUUAUGAAGGAAAGAAUAGGAAAUAAAGGAAGGAUAGAUUUUUAUGACCAGACUGGUGUGGUUAGAGAUGUAAUGCAGAAUCAUCUUACAGAGUUACUUGCCCUUGUUGCUAUGGAGCUUCCAGUCAAUAUCUCAGAUUGUAAAAUGAUUGAAGACUACAAACUCCAUCUAUUACGGCAAGUCAAACCAGUCAGCAGUGAUGCCCUUUUAUUUGGACAAUAUGCAAAAUAUGUAGAAGAAGCAAAAGAUGAAAUUAAAAAUAUUGAUCAAUCACAUCUCACCCCAACAUUUGCUGCAGCCCUGCUGCAAAUAAAUAAUCCAAGAUGGCGGGGGGUGCCUUUCAUUCUUACGUCAGGCAAACAUAUGGAUGAACGGACAAGUCAUGUGAGAAUAUUAUUCAGGGAAAAAGAAUUCUGUGUGAGUGGAUGUGCUGACGGGAAUUCAACUUUCACAAAAUACCCUAGGCAGUUGAUUUUUCAAAUUGGACAUGGUCCUGUCCCUUCUGCAGGGAUACUUGUAUCCAAGUCGCUCUUUAAUCCGUCCUGGCCUUCAAGCAUGAAAGAACUCCCCAUGACUUCAAAAGACAGUGCUAUACAUGGACAAAGCCCCGGAGAUUUUCAUUACGCUGUUCCAGUAGUUGACACUCAGGCGUAUACUAUGGUUAUACAUGAUCUUUACCAUAAUAACAGGGAAUCAUUCGUGACAACUGCUAGGAUGUUGCUGCUGUGGGAGAUCUGGGAUAAUGUUAUAAAAGAAACAAGCCUCACAGUGCCAAGACUUUACAAAGAAUUUAGCCCUGUUAAUUUGAAUUUUACAGUGGAUGGCUUAAAACUUAGAUAUUUAGGUCAAGGGCAGUCCGAGUAUUCUGGAAAAUUUGAUGGACUUGAAAUGCCAAAUUUUGCAGUAAUUCCACCAUUAUUUAGAAAUAAAACUUUAUUUUGUAAACCUCUGAAAGAUUUGGUUAAAGUUCUUGCUACUUACAUAUUUAAAACCGCUGAAAAUGCAAUCAAAGAAAGAAAUAUUUUUCAUAUAGCUUUUUCUGGGGGUAACACCCCAGUUAUUUUGUUUAAAGAGUUAUUAGGCAGUUUUCCCUUGUUUCCAUGGGAACAAACCCAUAUAUGGCAAGUAGAUGAACGUUGUGUUUCACAAAAGCAUGAAAAUUCUAACUUUUUGUCGCUCCAUGACAACUUGAUCAAAUUCACAAACAUACCAUAUUUCAAUAUACACCCGAUGCCGGUGAGCUUUGCAGGAAAAAUUUGUGCGCAUGAAAGCAAGGGAGAUAAUUUAUAUGAAGACAUGAUAAAUCAUCUUAUACCAGCUCAAGUAUUUGAUCUCAUUUUGCUAGGCCUAGGUACAGAUGGCCAUACAGCAUCUUUAUUUCCAGGGUAUACACAUUCUAAAAAAGAUAAAAGACUUGUAGCUUUAACAAAAUCGAAAGCAGACGGUAAUUUUGAUAGGAUGAGUUUAUUACCUCCCUUGAUCAAUAAUGCAAGGGAGGUAACUGUUCUAGUCACAACGAAGGAGAAACACAGUAUUUUACAGAAAAUUUCAGAUAUACAGACACGUAAUAAACAAUACCCAAUAACAUAUGUUUCACCAGUAUCAGGAAAUAUGUCAUGGUUCAUAGAUAUAGAAGCUUGGCUAGGACAGUAAAUCCAAAUGACUCCAUUUAUAUCAGCACUGAUAAUGCCAACUUGUUAUACUCUGCUUUGAAGAAGAUGGGGUAAAAUGUUUUGCUCAUGCUGGUCUGUGAACCAUUGGUUUUUUGAUCAGUAACUGAAAAAUGUUUCAAGCUUUAUGUGAUGAUUUGCUAGAGGUUUGUAGAUGACAUCUAUUAUUUUUGAGGGGUAAGUAGGUUAUAUUUUAAGGCACAAAUGACUUAGAGCCUGAAAACACUGGAGAAAAUAGUGGCUUACAGCCUCAGCCUUCAUAUUACAUUAUAAAUGAUAUAGUUCUUGUUUCAGAAGCCUAGAGGUCAUUUAGGCUGCAAACUAUUUUGGGUUAAUAGCUUGAGAAAAGCUUGGCCAACAUAAACCAGGUUUCAUAGAAUAAUUGCUUAUGGCCAGUAGAUUGUCCCCAAUUGUUUGGAAUCAAAGAUCAUUGUCACUUUAGGCUGCAAAGUACCUACUGUAAAAUCAGUAAUUUUUGUGGGGGACUAAUUUUCGUGGAUUUUGUGGUUGCGUCAUCCCAAUGAACAAAUAAAAUUCUUAUUCAUUUUAUUUUCAAAAGAUGAAAUCUACAAAUACAUAUCCCCACGUAUUAGCCGUUUUGGUCAAAAUAACGAAAAUUCAUGCCCACAAAAUUAAAUGAUUUCACAGUAUCUGUUACCUCAAAUGGGCUAAUACUGGGGCAUGUGUGUUCUUGAAGCAGCUUUUACAGCUCAAAGACUGAAAUUACUAACUUUAAGGAUAAUAAAACUGUCUUUAAAGAUAUCCAAUGUUUUCUCUAGAAUAGUUUAUUAUGCCCCCGAAGGGAGGCAUAUUAGUUUUCAACUGUCCGUCCAUUAGUUCGUUCGUUCGUCACAACGUUAACUUUUUGCAUGAAGGUACUUUACUCGCGAACCACUGCACCCAGGACCUUCAAACUUCACAUGCUGAUAGUACUUAUUGAGUACACGACCCUUACUGACUUUGGGGUCACCAGGUCAAAGGUCAAGGCGCUGCGGGGGCAUUUAGUGACAGCUCUUGUUUUUCGUUUUUUUUAGAUACUAACUUUAUUUUACAAAUCCUCAUCAAAUGAAUUUAACUUAACUUAAUAUAUAAACUGACUGUGUUUGUAGAGCUACAUUCACAAUUAAAUGUCUGACUAAGAGUCAUUUGUUAAGAAAAAAACUUGCAGUUUCUUAACAUUAGUACACUUUUAUACUGUGCAGCGCUAUAUAUGUAUUAGAUUUGUAUUAUUUUAAACGUAACAUACAUUAUUUGUCUAUACACGCAAACAUGUUUAUUUUAUGUUUGCAUAGAUACUAUAAAGUAAUUGUUUAUAUUUUCAGAUUUGAAUUCAGGUCUACUAUCUUAACCUUUAUCCUGCUGUAAUUCUAAAAUGGACUGGUCCAUCAUUCAAUUUGGGCAAUACAAUUAAUUAUUCGAAGGGGUGUUCACUGAAAAUUUACUGACUGAACGGCGAACAGUGCAGACCAUGAUUAGCCUGGACGGAUGUUCAAGCUGAUCUUUGUCUGCACUAGCUGCAAAGGCAAAAUCACUUGCAGCCAGCAGGCUAAAGGUUAAUAAAAAUUGCUGCAGUGGAUAAGUUAUUGUUAUGACAUGUGGGUCAAAUUGAGAUGUUCAAUGAUAUAGAUGGUUUUACUUUCUGAUUUUUUUCUUAUUACUUACUUAUUAAAAAAGUGUACUAUAAUAUAGUGAAUUUUGAUAAGACUUUCUUUUACAUUUAGAAUGAUAAUUUUUGGGGAUAUUAUAUUGUUACAUUUGUAAGAAGAGUUGGUUUCAUUUGAUUAAUUAAUUGGUCAACAUUCAGUAUAUGUAUGUUUCAUGGGAAAGUUAUCUGUAUUUCCUUGUUUUAUUUUGUCCAGAAUCAUACAUUUUGAUGCAUCUUACAAUAAUUUAUACUUUCGAAUCAUAGGUUAUAUUUAGAACUCUUGCAAAUCCUACUAUCUUUUCACAGUUAUGUUCCGACAUUAAUUACUAUGUGGGGUGUUCAGAAUGUUUAGGGAUAAGUGCUGUAACAUACUUCUUUCUAGAUAUAUUCCUUUGAAAUUGUCGGUAUUAUUAGACUCAUAUAUUAACUAAUUUUUGGGUAGGAUACCUUACAUUUUGUAUUUGUAUUUAUCUAUCCAAAUGAUUUUUCUGUCACUGUUGUAACAUCAAGUAGGCAUGAGUGGAGCACAUUGGCAGAGUUAAGGAACAUGUUUAUUUGACAUUAAUGAUCAGAAUCAUUCUGUAAAGCUUUGUCUUUAUAUGACAUUAACGAUAAGAAUAAAUCUGUAAAGCUAUGUGUUUAUAUGACAUUAACAAUCCGAAUUUAAAAUAAUUUAAGCUACAUGUUUAUAUGACAUUGAUGAUCAGAAUAAAUCUGUAAAUCUA
Mercenaria mercenaria is the source of this 4980-nucleotide messenger RNA. Its product is annotated as GDH/6PGL endoplasmic bifunctional protein-like. The coding region runs from base 170 to 2593 and encodes 807 amino acids. The record is from RefSeq and is a predicted model, not a curated record. Lineage: Eukaryota; Metazoa; Mollusca; Bivalvia; Venerida; Veneridae. Gene Ontology annotation, biological process: pentose-phosphate shunt; glucose metabolic process; pentose-phosphate shunt, oxidative branch. Gene Ontology annotation, cellular component: endoplasmic reticulum. Gene Ontology annotation, molecular function: 6-phosphogluconolactonase activity; glucose-6-phosphate dehydrogenase activity; NADP binding. The transcript is spliced from 5 exons.